This is a messenger RNA of Drosophila suzukii, 1423 nucleotides long. RefSeq names its product yippee interacting protein 2 (gene yip2). Gene Ontology annotation, molecular function: acyltransferase activity, transferring groups other than amino-acyl groups. Gene Ontology annotation, cellular component: mitochondrion. The record is from RefSeq and is a predicted model, not a curated record. Lineage: Eukaryota; Metazoa; Arthropoda; Insecta; Diptera; Drosophilidae.
AGGCGGCGAGUCGAGUUGCGAACAGAAGUCGAUAGGUAUUGCAGUGCAGUAGUCGCUCUUUCUUGUUAAAUUAUUUUGUGUUUUAAUUAAGAGUUUAAAAAAAAACAAUGUCUGCAGCAACUAAAGGUAUCUAUAUUGUGGCUGCUAAGCGGACAGCCUUUGGAACCUUUGGUGGAUCCUUGAAGGGCAUCAACCAGACCCAGCUUCAGACUACAGCGGCAAAGGCAGCUCUGGAUGCCGCCGGUCUUAAGGGAGAGCAGGUGGAUACCGUCAUCGUAGGAAAUGUGAUUGCGUCCUCCUCCACGGAUGGUAUCUACGUGCCCCGGCAUGUGGGUCUCAACUGCGGCGUGCCCAUCGAGAAACCCGCCCUUGGCAUCAACCGACUGUGCGGUUCCGGCUUCCAGUCGAUCGUCAACGGAGCCCAGGACAUCCUGGUUGGUGGUGCCAAGGUGGCCCUCACCGGCGGCGUGGAGAACAUGUCCCAGAGCCCCUUCAUCGCCCGCAACGUUCGCUUCGGCACCACCCUGGGCGCCAGCUACAACCUGGAGGACGCCCUGUGGGCUGGACUCACCGAUACCUACUGCAAGCUGCCCAUGGCGCUGACCGCCGAGAAUCUGGCCGAGCAGUACAAUAUCACCAGGGAGCGCGUGGAUGAGUUCGCCCUGCUCUCGCAGAAGAACUGGGAGAAGGGACAGAAGGAGGGAGCCUUCGAUGCCGAGAUCACACCCAUUAAGCUGAAGGUCAAGGGCAAGGAGGUGGACUUUGUGGUGGACGAGCACCCUCGCCCCAAGACCACCCUCGAGGGUCUGAAUAAGCUGCCCUCGCUCUUCAAGAAGAAUGGCAUAGUGACCGCCGGUACCGCCUCCGGCAUCUGUGAUGGAGCCUCCGCUGUGAUCGUGGCCUCGGAGGAGGCCCUUAAGGAGUACAACUUGAAGCCUCUGGCCCGUCUGGUUGCCUUCUCCUUUGUGGGUGUGAAGCCCGAGAUCAUGGGCAUUGGACCAGUGCCUGCCAUUCAGAAUGUCCUGAAGGUCUCUGGCAAGAAACUGGAGGAUAUUGAUCUGAUUGAGAUCAAUGAAGCCUUUGCCGCCCAGACAUUGGCCUGCGCCGAUACCCUGAAACUGGAUCCCUCCAAGCUGAAUGUGAAUGGCGGUGCCAUUGCUCUUGGUCAUCCUCUGGGCGCCAGUGGCUCCCGCAUCACUGGUCACCUUGUGCACGAGUUGCAGCGCAAGAAGCUGAAGUACGGCAUUGGAUCCGCCUGCAUUGGUGGUGGUCAGGGAAUCGCCCUUCUCCUCGAGGCUGUCUAACUCCACAACCAAACUGGAACUCACCCUGCAUUUACACUUAAAAACUAGUGCUAUAAAUUCCGUUUUGAAACUCCCCAUAUAGUAAUAAAGAAAAUAUUUUAACUUUACAAUUUAUUAAA